This is a messenger RNA of Penicillium paradoxum, 1248 nucleotides long. Its product is annotated as DUF1996 domain-containing protein. Lineage: Eukaryota; Fungi; Ascomycota; Eurotiomycetes; Eurotiales; Aspergillaceae. Bases 1 to 1248 code for a protein of 415 amino acids. The transcript has a single exon. The record is from RefSeq and is a predicted model, not a curated record.
AUGCUUGCGGAUUCCUUGUAUUCAGUUGCCAUCUUUACCGCGAUCUUCGCGCGUGCAUUCGCAAAGGAUGCGCGCAAUUUCGCCGUGAAUCAUUUCUACGGCAAUGGUGCUCUGUCAAUGGGACGAAUGGACCCCAUCAUCAGUCCGGGAACUGCAGCAGCUCAUUCCCAUGCAAUCCAAGGGGGUAGCAACUUCAACCUGAGCAUGACCGACGAUGCUCUACUGGACUCCGAAUGCACCUCGUCGCUGGUCGACGCCGACAAAAGCAACUACUGGACUCCCUCGCUGUACUUCCAACACCCUAACGGGAGUUUCCUCUCCGUGCCAAUGUUCUACAUGAAUGUCUACUACUUUUUCGAGCCAACUGACGACGAAAUCAAGCCUUUCCCCGUCGGCUUGCGCAUGUUCGUCGGCAACACUUCCCUCCGCACACCACCACCCGACGGUGCCGCCAAUGUCCUCGUCACUAACCAGGGAACUAUCCAGCCCGUGCAAUGGACUUGUCCUCGUACUUCAUUCGACAUCCCCUCCUACCCGGAAGACUCGGAUGGAAUGCACGGCGUCGGGAUCCAGGAUCCCACCAACGCUGGCGCUGGCGCCGGGUUCCCGCAUAUGAACUGUGACGGAUAUGCAUCGCCCUUGCGUGCGGAUAUUCACUUCCCCUCGUGCUAUAAUCCCGAGGCUGGCAUCCAUGCCCACGAGACUAACAUGGUCUUCCCGGGCAGCGAGGGCAGCGGCUCAAAAGCAAACUGUCCACCUGGCUGGAUCCACGUUCCUCAUAUCUUUUACGAGGUGUACUGGAAUACUCCGCUAUUUGAGGAUAUGUGGAUAGAGGGGACUGGCUCGCAGCCGUUCAUUCUCAGUAACGGGGAUCGCACGGGGUAUUCACUUCAUGGGGACUUUGUACGUAUACCUCUGACUACACCAGAGAUCAUAGUUUUCCGAGCGAGCACUAAUCAAAGAAAAAAGAACCAGAUUUCCGGCUGGGACGAGGAAGUUCUUCAAAAUAUCAUCGAUAACUGCGAUGCCGGAGACCUGGGCAUGGACAAGUGUGCCGAUGCUGGGUUUAUCAACGACGCUUCAACUACCUGUAAUAUUCCGAACCUCGUCCCCGAGCAAAUAGAUGGUGUGCUGGACAAGCUACCGGGCAAUAAUCCGCCAACGGGCUGGGGCCAAGGUAUGGAGGUGAUCCCGACGCGGGGAAUGAAGAGACAUUUCCGCGUGCAUAAGAGUGGUCUACGUGCUUAG